Camponotus floridanus (Florida carpenter ant) is the source of this 545-nucleotide messenger RNA. RefSeq lists its product as uncharacterized. The coding region runs from base 87 to 353 and encodes 88 amino acids. Lineage: Eukaryota; Metazoa; Arthropoda; Insecta; Hymenoptera; Formicidae. The transcript has 2 exons. The record is from RefSeq and is a predicted model, not a curated record.
UCCAUACACAGAUUGCUCUUCUGUUUGGAUUCGCAGCACUGUUAAAAUCAUCGAUUGCAGCACCGGAUAGUGCAGGAAUAGUAGAAAUGGAGAAUGGAUUGGCAUAUGGUGGGAUUCCGUACGGAAGUGUAAGUGGCAUGCUCGCGAAAUAUCCGGGAUACGGGCAGAUUAACGCACAGUUUCAAGCCAGACAAUUAGACAUUUUAACUAGUACUCAACGACCGAUAAUUAUCACGCCGAAUCUCCGAGCUACACGACUGGUGGGAAUUUCACCUCGCCCCAUACAAAUCUACAAUCUUCGUGGAGUCAUCGCACCCGGAAUUGUCGGCACAAUUAGUCAAAUUGGUUAUUAAUCCGUUUCACUGUUCCGUCAACCUCACUAUAAUCAUCAGACAUUCGGAUAAAUUAGUCGAUCGAGCUUUCGUCUUCUCGCUAUGAUUUUUUUCAAGAACCCAUGUCAAACCGUUCAAGAUUGCCAUCGUAAACUUACGUUCUUACGACAUUAUCUAUUAGUAAUUAUAACUAUAAAAUAAAAAUUUCUAUUG